Molecule: messenger RNA, 5104 nt
Organism: Drosophila willistoni
Lineage: Eukaryota; Metazoa; Arthropoda; Insecta; Diptera; Drosophilidae
Gene: RpI1
Product: DNA-directed RNA polymerase I subunit RPA1
Exons: 9
Coding region: 77-5026 (1649 amino acids)
Biological process (GO): DNA-templated transcription
Cellular component (GO): RNA polymerase I complex
Molecular function (GO): DNA binding; DNA-directed RNA polymerase activity
Source: RefSeq, a predicted model, not a curated record
GCGUUUAACAUAAGUCGACACGUGCGGGCGCUUCGAAUUGAAAUAUUAUUAUUUUGUUAUUUAAAAUCGACUUAAAAUGGGUUCGAAAAGACCGUUAGAUGUGCACAUGUUCCCCUCGGACUUGGAAUUUGCCGUCUUCACUGAUGAGGAGAUACGAAAACUUAGUGUAGUUAAAGUAGUGACCGGACUCACCUUUGACGCUUUGGGCCAUCCAAUCGUAGGGGGUCUUUACGACAUACGGUUAGGCUCUUAUGGCCGCUGCAUGGAUCCCUGUGGCACCUGUCUUCUGAUGCAGGAUUGUCCCGGUCAUAUGGGUCACAUCGAACUGGGAAGUCUGGUGUAUAAUCCUUUCUUCAUUAAACUUGUCCAGCGAUUGCUAUGCAUUUUCUGUUUGCAUUGUUUCAAGAUGCAAAUGAAAGACCACGAAUGUGAGAUCAUUAUGUUGCAGUUGCGUCUCAUUGAUGCUGGAUACAUAAUUGAGGCCCAAGAGUUGGAGCUUUUCAAAUCGGAAAUUGUGUGCCAGAAUACCGAAGAAUUGGUCAAACUGGACAAUGGAGAUGCGGUGCAUCCUCGCAUUGCUGCUAUGUAUGAGCUGCUGGAAAAGAAUCAGAGCAACGCCAGCAAUGUGACCAAAACCAGUUGCUCCCUACGCACAGCAAUAACACAUGCAGCCCUCCAGAGGGCGGGCAAGAAAUGCAGACACUGCAGUAAAUCCAUGAGAUUCGUUCGCUAUAUGCAUCGUCGGUUGGUUUACUAUGUAACCUUAGCUGAUAUCAAGGAGCGAUUGGGAGAUGCAGGUGAUGCCACGGGUCAGAACAAGGUGAUCUUUGCGGAUGAAUGCAGACGCUAUUUGCGACAGAUUUACAACAAUUAUCCACAGUUGCUUAAGCUACUCGUCCCCGUACUGGCUCUGGGCAAUAGUUCUGCUGGUGAUGGUUAUUCGCCGGUGGAUAUGUUUUUUAUGGAAACCAUUCCAGUGACACCACCGCGGGCACGUCCCAUGAACGUGAUCAAUGACAUGUUGAAAGGCAAUCCACAAACCGAUAUCUAUGUCAACAUUAUCCUGAAUAACCAUGUUCUAAAUGUGGUUCUCAAGUUCAUGAACGGCAAUCAAGAAAAACUAAGCGAGGAGGCGAUGGCUGCCUAUCAGAAUCUGAAAGGAUCCAACUCGCAUGAAAAGUUAUACAAUGCCUGGUUAUCACUGCAAACAUCGGUGGAUGUGCUUCUCGAUGUGAAUAUGUCGAGGGAAGUAAAAUCGGCCGAGGGUCUGAAGCAGGUCCUUGAGAAGAAAGAUGGCCUGAUCCGUAAGCAUAUGAUGGGCAAGAGAGUGAAUUAUGCAGCACGAACUGUAAUCACACCCGAUCCGAAUAUAAAUGUCGAUGAAAUUGGCAUUCCUGACAUUUUUGCUCGCAAGCUUUCCUAUCCGGUUCCAGUAACCGAAUGGAAUGUGACGGAGCUACGUAAAAUGGUAAUGAACGGGCCAGAUGUCCAUCCCGGCGCCAAUUAUAUACAGGAAAGUAAUGGCUUUACCACCUACAUCCCGGCGGAUAAUGCUGCCAAGCGUGCCAGCAUGGCCAAGCUGUUGCUUUCGAAUCCCAAGGAAGGAGUUAAAAUUGUCCAUCGACAUGUGCUAAAUGGAGACGUAUUGCUCCUCAAUCGUCAGCCCUCACUGCACAAACCCUCCAUUAUGGCCCACAAGGCUCGGAUUCUUCAUGGCGAGAAGACAUUUCGUCUGCAUUACUCCAACUGCAAAGCCUACAACGCCGAUUUCGAUGGUGACGAGAUGAAUGCGCAUUAUCCACAAAGCGAAGUCGCUCGGGCGGAGGCCUACAACCUGGUGAAUGUGGCCAAUAACUAUCUGGUGCCUAAGGAUGGUACCCCAUUGGGCGGUCUUAUUCAGGAUCAUGUGAUUUCGGGCGUAAAAUUAUCCAUACGUGGACGAUUCUUUAAUCGUGAGGACUACCAGCAAUUGGUUUUCCAGGGUCUAUCCCAUCUAAAGGGAGAUGUAAAGUUGCUGCCUCCGGCUAUUAUGAAGCCAGCCAUAUUGUGGUCUGGCAAACAGGUCCUGUCCACCAUUAUCAUUAAUCUAAUCCCAGAUGGCUUUGAACGUAUCAAUUUAGACUCAUUUGCCAAAAUCGGAGGCAAGAACUGGCAGGUAACAAGCUCACGUCCGCCAAACGGCGGUAAGCCUCUAACUGAACAGGAGUUGGGAGAGAGUCAAGUGCAAAUCCGAAAUGGUGAGCUGCUAGUCGGUGUACUCGAUAAGCAGCAAUACGGAGCCACCACAUUUGGUCUGAUCCAUUGCAUGUAUGAAUUGUACGGAGGUGAUGUCUCCACCCGCCUCCUGACUGCCUUUACCAAAGUCUUUACCUUCUUCCUACAACUCGAAGGCUUCACUUUGGGCGUUAAGGAUAUUCUGGUCACUGGGGAGGCGGAUCGCAAGCGUAGAAAAAUAAUAAAAGAGAGUCGAGAAAUAGGCAAUAGUGCUGUGGCUGCUGCACUUGAACUGGAUGAGGUGCCGCCGCAUGAUGAACUGGCCGAGCAGAUGGAGCAGGCCUAUGUAAAAGAUCCAAAAUUCCGUGUUCUGUUGGAUCGCAAAUACAAAUCCCUACUUGAUGGCUAUACCAACGAUAUAAAUAAAACCUGUCUACCUGGCGGUCUUAUAACCAAGUUUCCUUCAAACAAUCUCCAACUGAUGGUUCUAUCUGGAGCUAAGGGGUCUAUGGUCAACACUAUGCAGAUCUCUUGUCUGUUGGGACAAAUUGAAUUGGAGGGCAAACGUCCACCUUUAAUGAUUUCUGGGAAAUCUUUGCCCAGUUUCCCCUCGUUUGAGACAUCACCCAAGUCCGGUGGCUUCAUAGACGGUAGAUUUAUGACUGGCAUUCAACCGCAGGACUUUUUCUUCCAUUGCAUGGCAGGACGAGAAGGUCUCAUUGAUACUGCCGUAAAAACCUCUCGUUCAGGUUAUCUCCAACGUUGUCUGAUUAAGCAUCUGGAGGGAUUGAGUAUCCAUUAUGAUCUGACUGUGCGUGAUAGUGAUAACAGCGUGGUUCAGUUUCUCUAUGGCGAAGAUGGUCUCGAUAUACUUAAAUCGAAAUUCUUCAGUGAUAAAUUCUGUGCUGAUUUUCUAACCCAAAAUGCCAAGGCAAUAUUGCGCCCGAGUCAGUUGGCGAUGAUGCGAGAUGAGGAAUGCUUGGCCCAAGUGCAACGACAUGAAAAGCAUAUACGCAGUUGGAAGAAAAAGAAACCCAAUAAACUGAGGGCUGCCUUUACUCACUUUUCCGAAGAGCUGCGAGAGGAAGUCGAAGUGAAGCGACCCAAUGAAUUGAAUACUAAAACGGGAAGGCGACGCUUUGACGAGGGCCUCCUUAAGCUCUGGAAAAAGGCUGAUGCUGAAGAUAAAGCCUUGUAUCGCAAGAAAUAUGCUCGUUGUCCAGAUCCCGCUGUGGCAGUAUAUAAGCAGGAUCUCUAUUAUGGCUCAGUUUCGGAACGGACACGUAAAUUGAUUGAGGAUUAUGCACGCCAAAAGCCCCAACAAAAGCAGAACAUUGCCGACAUAAUGCACAUCAAGAGCAUCAAGGCAUUGGCAUCGCCUGGUGAGCCAGUGGGAUUGUUGGCUGCCCAAUCUAUUGGUGAACCCUCCACUCAGAUGACGCUCAAUACCUUCCAUUUUGCUGGUCGUGGUGAGAUGAACGUGACUUUGGGUAUUCCCCGACUGCGUGAAAUUCUCAUGUUGGCCUCGUCCAACAUCAAGACUCCCUCGAUGGACAUACCCAUUAAGGCGGGUCAACAACAUCAGGCAGAGAAGUUGCGUAUUGGUCUUAAUUGUGUGACCAUAAGCAAUCUUUUAGAGUCUGUCACAAUUAACACUAGCCUCAAUUUGGAACCUGAACGGGCAUAUGUCUAUGACUUGCAGUUCAAGUUCCUGCCACGCGAAGUCUACAAAGAGGAUUAUGGAGUGCGACCCAAACGCAUUAUCAAGUACAUGCAUCAGACCUUUUUUAAGCAACUCAUACGGGCCAUACUCAAGGUGUCUAAUGCCAAGAAGACUUCCAAAAUAAUUGAGAUUGAUGAUAAAAAAGAAGGAGGCGGCAAACAGGAUGAAGAUGACCACGAUUUGGACAAUGCUGACGAUGUGAACGCACAAAAGGCCAUGCCAGAUAAUGAUGAUGAUUCUUCAGAUGAUGGGGGUGACGAUGAUGCCACUGGGGUGAAAUUGAAACAACGUAAAACCGAUGAAAAGGACUAUGAUGAUCCUGAUGAUGUUGAGGAACUGCAAGAUGCCAAUGAGGACGAUGAAGGCCAGGAUGAGGACGAAGAAGAUGAGGAAAGAAAUGAUCAAGACAAUGGCAAUGAGAAUGCCGAAGUAGAUGACAAAUCUGUGGAAAAAUUACUGAGCAACCAAAUGGUGCAGGACUAUACAUAUGACAAGGAGCACUAUUUGUGGUGCCGAGUGAAGCUUAGUUUGAGUGUACGUUAUCAGAAACCCGAUCUGACCUCCAUCAUCCGUGAAUUGGCUGGCAAGAGUGUGGUCCAUCAGGUGCAGAACAUAAAGCGCGCCAUUAUAUACAAGGGCAACGAUGAUGAACAACUUUUGAAAACUGAUGGCAUCAACAUUGGCGAAAUGUUCCAAUACAAUAAGAUCUUGGAUCUGAAUCGAUUGUAUUCCAAUGACAUACAUGCCAUUGCCAGGACCUAUGGUAUUGAGGCUGCCGCCCAGGUUAUUGUGAAGGAAGUUAGCAAUGUGUUCAAGGUCUAUGGCAUCACGGUGGAUCGCCGGCACUUGUCGCUAAUUGCCGAUUAUAUGACAUUUGAUGGUACUUUCCAACCUUUGUCUCGUAAGGGCAUGGAACACUCGUCGUCGCCGCUGCAACAGAUGUCGUUUGAGUCCAGUUUGCAGUUUUUGCGAAGCGCUGCUGGUUUCGGCCGACCAGAUGAGCUCAAUUCCCCAUCAAGCCGCCUAAUGGUGGGUCUGCCCGUACGAAAUGGGACUGGAGCAUUUGAGUUGCUAACAAAAAUAUGUUAAUUCAAUUGUAAAUUGUUGUCAAUUGUUUAAACUUCUCUUUUUAAUAAUAAUAAUAAACGGUUUUCAUCCGAUAACGAG